Messenger RNA from Parastagonospora nodorum SN15, 219 nucleotides. RefSeq lists its product as hypothetical. The coding region runs from base 1 to 219 and encodes 72 amino acids. The record is from RefSeq and is a predicted model, not a curated record. The transcript is spliced from 2 exons. Lineage: Eukaryota; Fungi; Ascomycota; Dothideomycetes; Pleosporales; Phaeosphaeriaceae.
AUGUCGAGCGAGUUCCCCAUGCUCUCCAUAGUAGGGAAGAGCAUCAUGUCGUCAUUGUCCAUGGGAGGAAGCACCACACCAAGAGUCUGCAUAUCCGUGGAGAGUUGCAUGUUCAUUGGGCAGGGCAUUGCCAUUGAAGCCCAUGGCCCAGGCAUCUGGCAUAUCCAUGUCCUUGAGAUCGAGGUUGAUGUGAAGGUUGUCGUUCUCCGAGAUAUCUGA